UGAGUGCCAAGUUUGCAGGAAUCUCGAACCAAAGACUUGACUGAGAGUGCCAUUAUUAGUGAUAUCGACUACUAAUGUUAUACGCCGACUCAAUGCUAUAAAAGCGACUGACAUCCUUUCUUUGCUAGAGAAAGUUGUUAUCAAAGCCUACCAUCCCUACUCAUCACUUGCCACAUCUCUGCCAUCCAGCAGGUCUCUCGUGCGAAUUUGAUUCAUCGACUCGCACCAGACGAAACUAAGUCAACAUGCCUCUCACUCUUGUUACCGGUGGAAAUGGAUUCGUUGGAGCGUCGAUCGUCUCAACCUUGCUCGCCAAAGGGCACAGCGUCAUUCUAGCAGUUCGCAAUGCUUCAUCCGCAGAAGGACUGGUUUCAGUCCAUGCGGACUGGCCACGCGACCGCAUAACAAUAGCUGUGGUACCAGACUUCACAGUGCCUGGUGUGUUCGAUGAGGUUUUCAAAUCCAACCCUUCGAUCGAGUACGUCGUCCACGUAGCGGCCCCAUUACUCGACGACCCGCGAAACACCGACUUUGUUGAGCAUUUUGAGAAGCCCAGCGUUGCAGGGAACAUUUCUCUCCUUCAGAGCAUCAAAACCUUUGGAUUGAAUGUCAAGGCUGUCAGUGUCACAGGCAGCAUCAACUCCAUCACUCUGGGUGACCAGGACGAUGUCAAAGCACGAGUAUUUAGUAACACUGAAUGGCUCGCACUGGGCCGCGACGAUGCAAUCAAGGCACAGAAUAGUUAUAUCUCUUAUUGUGUGGGCAAAAAGCUUGCUGAAAAGGCCGUGUGGGAUUUUAUCGAGAGAGAGAAGCCACAGUUUACCGUCACCAACUUCCAGCCUCCUUUGAUCUUUGGCCCCAUGGAACAGAAAGUCGACAGUGCCGAUAAGAUCAAUUUUAGUACCUCGCAGAUUCAAUCCAUCUUGAACAGCGGCAAGGCCGAGGGCGGCAAAGUUCCAGCAACCAUGUUUCCUGGUUAUAUCGAUGUUCGAGAUCUGGCAGACCUACAGGUUCUUGCCCUGACCACGCCUGCGGCUGCCAACCGACGCUUCGUUGUAGGUCAUACUAUGUUCUUCAAUGAUUUUGCCGAUGCGUUGCGCAAAGUGCCCGAGUUCGCAUCUCGAAUCGGAGAGAACAAUGAUGAUCGCAGUGUUUUGACGCCGGCAAGGUUUGGUACACAAGAAGUGGAUGACGUCUUCCACUACAAGUACAGAAGCUUGGAGGAGACAGCAGUAGACACGGCCAAGAGUAUUCUAGCGGUGGAACAGAAGUAGUGGUCAUGAUUCUGUAGGUGGAGUGGUCUGGGGAAGUUGGAGCUAUGAGGAUUGGAAGACAUGUGUUUUGACGAGCUACGGUUAUUAAUGACUGCUGCAGCCGAGGGGUCAUGUUGAUGCCGAUUUUUCUUUCAAAACUGGGCAUAGG
Exophiala mesophila is the source of this 1422-nucleotide messenger RNA. RefSeq lists its product as uncharacterized. The record is from RefSeq and is a predicted model, not a curated record. Gene Ontology annotation, molecular function: oxidoreductase activity, acting on the CH-OH group of donors, NAD or NADP as acceptor. The transcript is spliced from 3 exons. Lineage: Eukaryota; Fungi; Ascomycota; Eurotiomycetes; Chaetothyriales; Herpotrichiellaceae. Bases 246 to 1274 code for a protein of 342 amino acids.